AUGUCAAGGCCUCUCACGCAGCUCCUACCCCCGGAUCUUCCAGCAGGGGCCACCAGUCCGAAGUUUGGGGCCGCGAACCCUGCCCUCGCCGGCUCCCAGGGCAGUCCCCUCACGUCUAUGACCAGCCUCAAGUCUCUGCUGCAGCUGCCAAUCAAAGCCGACUCCAGAGGACCCAAGGACUGCUGCGAGAUGAAAGACAAAGACAAGCCUCAGGACUCCGAUGAGGAAUCUUCCCAGAGUGCGGGCAGUGCGGGCAGUGCGGGCAGUGCUGGAGGCCCCGGCUCGGUGGGAGGGGGCCCGGCCUCUGGGCCACAACGAUCCAGCUCUCAGUCCGCCUUCCUGGGGCCCAUGCUGUGGGAGCGGACCUUGCCCUGUGACGGGGGUCUGUUCCAGCUGCAGUACAUGGACCUGGAGGAGUUCCUCACGGAGAACGGGAUGGGCAUGCAACACAAUGGGGCCAGCUCCACCAGCGCCCAGAUCCCUUCUCAGAGUUCCCAGUCGGCCGUGCCCAGUCAGAGCUCGCAGUGUCCCCCCUCCUCCCCUCCUCCCUGCUCCUCUUCCUCCUCCAUGUCCUCCUCUUCCUCCUCCUCCUCUCUUCUGGGACUGGAGACCGUUCAGCCACAGCAAAGCAUGAUGGGAGGUCCUGAGUGUAUACACGGAGGCCAGUCGGUGCCACAGGACGCCUCCCCCUCCACCACCUGCCCACCCGGCCCCCCCACCCCCGCCGGCACCAACGGCAGCUCCGACGUCAUGGUGAACUUCGACCCUGACCCCGCGGACCUGGCCCUGUCCUCGGUGCCGGGACAGGACGCCUUCGACCCGCGCAGACACCGCUUCAGCGACGAGGAGCUCAAACCGCAGCCAAUGAUCAAGAAGGCCAGGAAGAUGCUGGUGCCCAACGAGCAGAAGGACGAGAAGUACUGGAACCGCCGCGUGAAGAACAACGAGGCCGCCAAGAGGUCCCGGGACGCUCGGCGACUCAAAGAGAACCAGAUCACCGUCCGAGCCGCCUUCCUGGAGCGAGAGAACGCCGCUUUACGCCAAGAAGUGGCCGACAUGCGGAAAGAGCUGGGCCGCUGUCGAAACAUCAUCAACAAAUACGAGAAUCGCCACGGAGACUUGUGA
This is a messenger RNA of Knipowitschia caucasica, 1125 nucleotides long. The record is from the annotation of a GenBank genome assembly. Lineage: Eukaryota; Metazoa; Chordata; Actinopteri; Gobiiformes; Gobiidae.